GGAGCAGCCAAAAAUCGAGAGGCUCGGACGUGUUUGAGUUUUUAUUUGGAGAUGCUCUUUUCGUGUUAUUGAAAAAAAGGGAUGUGAUGAAAUCGGAAUACCGACCCCAGCCCUGAUAUGAAUAACGAGACUGAGGCCGAGCUGUUAUGCGGCCAUUACGGCAACUGCAGCGAAGUGACCAUCCAUGACGACAUCAUAUUCGACAAUAUUGUCCAAUCGAUUUUCUGCGUGCUGUACACGUCCAUCUUUGUGCUGGGCCUUUUUGGCAACGUGCUCGUCUGCUACGUCGUCGGGCGCAACAAGGCAAUGCACACGGUCACAAACUGUUUCAUCUCGAACCUUGCACUUUCGGACAUCAUGCUCUGCAUACUAGCCGUCCCUUUCACUCCCCUUUACACCUUUUUAGAAUGAAUAAUGAAUGACCUGAGGAGGAGUAAUAUCGACGCAGUGUUAAUUAUGAUGAAACCUUUGAACUAAUAGCGAUUAAGAAAAUCGUUAUGAUACAACAACAAGGUAAACUA
Messenger RNA from Cimex lectularius (bed bug), 521 nucleotides. Its product is annotated as probable G-protein coupled receptor 83. NCBI's taxonomy places the organism in Eukaryota, Metazoa, Arthropoda, Insecta, Hemiptera, Cimicidae. Gene Ontology annotation, biological process: G protein-coupled receptor signaling pathway. Gene Ontology annotation, molecular function: neuropeptide receptor activity; neuropeptide binding. The coding region runs from base 118 to 411 and encodes 97 amino acids. The transcript is spliced from 3 exons. The record is from RefSeq and is a predicted model, not a curated record. Gene Ontology annotation, cellular component: plasma membrane; neuron projection.